This is a messenger RNA of Candoia aspera, 7357 nucleotides long. RefSeq names its product aryl hydrocarbon receptor nuclear translocator 2 (gene ARNT2). NCBI's taxonomy places the organism in Eukaryota, Metazoa, Chordata, Lepidosauria, Squamata, Candoiidae. Gene Ontology annotation, cellular component: nucleus; transcription regulator complex; aryl hydrocarbon receptor complex. Gene Ontology annotation, molecular function: protein dimerization activity; RNA polymerase II cis-regulatory region sequence-specific DNA binding; DNA-binding transcription factor activity, RNA polymerase II-specific. Gene Ontology annotation, biological process: regulation of transcription by RNA polymerase II. The transcript is spliced from 19 exons. Bases 210 to 2360 code for a protein of 716 amino acids. The record is from RefSeq and is a predicted model, not a curated record.
UCUUGAGCUGCUGCGCGCUAAGAGCUCAGAGCGUGGCGAGCCGGGUGCCCCUGCGCGGACGCCCCCCUUUGUGUUGUUGGAGGCGGGAAGGCAUUUCCCUGCGGGCUACCUGGCCCGCUGUCCGUCUUCCCGGAUUGCUCGGAGCAUCAGUCACCCCCAUCGCCCCCUCCCGCUCAGCUUGCAUUUCUCUUAAUUCUUCCCGAGACAAGAUGGCAACGCCGGCGGCUGUUAAUCCACCCGAAAUGGCAUCGGACAUACCCGGGUCUGUGACAUUGCCAGUGGCACCCAUGGCUACUGGGCAAGUGAGGAUGGCAGGAUCCGUGCCUGCUAGAGGGGGAAAGAGGCGUUCUGGAAUGGACUUUGACGAUGAAGAUGGGGAAGGACCCAGCAAAUUUUCAAGGGAGAACCAUAGUGAGAUCGAGAGACGCAGGAGGAACAAGAUGACCCAGUACAUCACCGAGCUCUCUGACAUGGUGCCCACCUGCAGCGCCUUGGCGCGCAAACCCGACAAGCUGACCAUCCUACGCAUGGCAGUGUCUCACAUGAAGUCCAUGAGGGGCACUGGGAACAAAUCUACCGAUGGAGCAUAUAAGCCUUCUUUCCUAACUGAGCAGGAACUGAAACACCUUAUCCUUGAAGCGGCCGAUGGUUUUCUCUUUGUGGUGGCUGCUGAAACAGGCCGUGUGAUCUACGUCUCAGACUCGGUUACGCCAGUCCUGAACCAGCCCCAGUCGGAGUGGUUUGGCAGCACUCUGUACGAGCAGGUUCACCCUGAUGACGUGGAAAAACUGAGGGAGCAGCUCUGUACAUCUGAAAACUCCAUGACUGGGAGGAUUUUAGAUUUGAAAACUGGCACAGUAAAGAAGGAAGGUCAACAAUCCUCAAUGAGAAUGUGCAUGGGAUCCAGGCGCUCAUUCAUAUGCAGAAUGAGAUGUGGAAAUGCCCCAUUGGAUCAUUUACCUCUGAACAGGAUAACAACCAUGCGGAAAAGAUACAGAAAUGGCCUUGGCCCAGUGAAAGAAGGCGAAGCACAAUAUGCUGUGGUUCACUGUACCGGUUAUAUCAAGGCAUGGCCCCCAGCAGGAAUGACUAUACCGGAAGAAGAUGCCGAGGUGGGCCAAGGCAGCAAAUAUUGCCUAGUGGCAAUAGGAAGACUUCAGGUGACUAGUUCGCCGGUGUGCAUGGAUAUGAAUGGAAUGUCAGUCCCCACAGAAUUCUUAUCCAGGCAUAGCUCAGAUGGAAUAAUUACCUUUGUGGAUCCAAGAUGCAUCAGUGUUAUUGGCUAUCAGCCACAGGAUCUUUUGGGGAAAGAUAUUUUAGAAUUCUGUCAUCCAGAAGAUCAAAGCCAUUUAAGAGAAAGUUUUCAGCAGGUUGUGAAGCUGAAGGGCCAGGUGCUGUCUGUGAUGUAUCGCUUCCGUACCAAGAACCGGGAAUGGAUGUUAAUCCGGACUAGCAGCUUUACAUUUCAGAAUCCUUAUUCGGAUGAGAUUGAGUAUAUCAUCUGCACCAACACUAAUGUCAAGCAGCUUCAACAGCAACAAGCUGAGUUGGAAGUACACCAGAGAGAUGGACUUUCCUCGUAUGACUUAACUCAGGUGCCAGUUCCAAGUAUACAACCUAAUGUUCAUGAGGGGGGGAAACCAGUGGAAAAGCCUGACACCAUCUUCUCCCAGGAAAGGGAUCCAAGAUUUGCUGAGAUGUUUGCUGGCAUAACUACUUCAGAUAAAAAAAUGAUGCCUUCGGCUUCCACGGCAGGAAACCAGCAGAUCUACUCUCAAGGGGGCCCGUUUCAACCAGGACAUUCUGGAAAAUCUUUCAGCUCGUCUGUGGUCCACGUGCCGGGCGUCAACGACAUUCAGUCCUCUUCAUCCACAGGCCAGAACUUGUCACAGAUGUCUCGGCAGUUAAAUCAGAGUCAAGUUGCCUGGACUGGAAGUCGCCCACCAUUCCCUGGGCAGCAAAUUCCUUCACAAGCUAGCAAGGCACAAUCUUCACCCUUUGCAAUUGGAUCCAGCCAUACUUACCCUGCUGACCCAGCUUCCUUCAGCCCCCUCUCCAGUCCUGCUACAUCUUCUCCAAGUGGAAACGCCUAUUCCAGCCUAGCUAACAGGACAACAGGCUUCGCAGAGAGCAGCCAAAGUAGCGGACAGUUUCAAGGACGGCCUUCAGAGGUCUGGUCCCAGUGGCAAAGCCAGCACCAUAACCAGCAGAACAGUGAGCAGCAUCCCCACCAGCAAACCAGCCAGACAGAAGUGUUCCAGGAUAUGCUGCCUAUUCCAGGGGAUCCAACACAAGGGACUGGCAAUUACAACAUAGAAGACUUUGCUGAUUUGGGCAUGUUUCCACCAUUUUCUGAGUAAAUUUAUCUAGCCAGAUGACCUGCUCUGGCACAGGAUUGGGGGAAGCCUGCUGAUGUAGUCUGGGCUCUGCUGUUUGUUUGUUUGUCAGUGUUAACAUUAUCAUAGAAGCUCUUAUACAGGAAGCCCCCAUUCUCUGAUUUCAGAUAACCUGCUCUUCUUCCAAAUGGUAACCAUGCAAGUUCUAAUAAUUUACAUUGUAUCAGUCAGGAUUCAUGUAAAGGUUCAAUUUGUAUUUCAUUCCCACAUGCAGAAGAGAUCAGGGUUGAAUGGGUAGAGGAAAGGAGAAGAGGAUGGGGAGGCACUUUGUGGUCUUUUUUUUUCCCCUGAGCUCUUAACAUCAAAAUAUGAACCACUGUUAAUUUCCCAUUUUCAGGGAAGUUAUCUUGCUUAAAUAUUAUGCACUCCAAACAAACUCUCCAGAUUUUAGUGGGACUUGGAACAAGGGACAGUUAAUGAGUUAUGCAUAGUAGUCUUGGGUUGGGAUGGACUGAAAGAAGCACAGUUCAGUCUCCACAGUUUGCUUCACUGGGGGAAGAUACUCAGGUUGGUUGGUAUGUAUUCUUGGAUUUGGUCACUAAAGCCCAACCAUUUAAAAAGAUCUUGACCAACAAGGCUGGAAAGAAUCUACCUGUAAUUCUAAACCAGUGUAUGGUAGCACUGGCUAUGCAUGGCCAGUGAAAAUAGGACUGUUAUGGUUGUGUGUUAUAACCAGAUCUCAGCUUGCAUUGCAACCAGAGUCAAAGUAGUUUCAAUGUUUGGCUUCUUGGGGCUGCAUUUUUUGUGAUGCCUUGAUCUUGUGAGAACUGAACAUCAGUUAAAAUAGUAGCAAAGUUUAUACUAGCCACCCUGGAUCACAAACAUGGUAGCCUAGAUCAAGAAUGUCCAUCCAGGAUCAUAAAGAUUAUAGGCUAGAGUAGAGAAUGGCCAGCUUCUCUAUUCUUGGGAUCUGUCCUAGAUUGGAACUGUGGGGUAAAAAAAAAAAAAAACUCAAACCUGUUGUGCCAUAUGACUUCAUCUUCAGCAUGAUUGUCUGUGCUUCAUUAUGUUCCUUGCCACCCAUUUUUAAGUUUUUGCAGUAAUAGAAAAGCAUACAACAGAAAAACAUACACUACAUACAUAUACAUGCACUAAUAGAAGAGCAUACACUGAAGUGGCAUAAUUUUGUGUUUAAAUAAAAAACAGAUCUAUGAAUCGCUAUCACAUUAGUUUUAAAUCAACUCUGUUGUCUUUUUUCUUAUAAUUGAAGCUCUGGCCAAUUCUUUUACAUCAGCUCAGUUAAACUUUUGGUAAAAUUGCUUGGACUAUGGGGUUGGCGUCUCCAAGUUAGCGAGGCUCUUUCAAUCAUUUUUUCCACGUUGGCACUAAAUACGAUGCAUUCUGGGAUUGUAUGGGAACUGCGAGGGGGCUAACCUGUAUCAAUGACAUUGAGAGAAAUGUGAUGUGGACAUGGUGCACAGAAAUUAUGUUACUGUCAAGUAUACCGCACAUUGCAAAAUCCACUUGUUCAAGCCAUUGUGUGCUGUAAUGUUUGCAAGGCACCUUAGCUGAACAUGAUGUGCUUGUGACUGGGGAGAAAUAUUACCAGAAGGGCUGUGACUUUUAUGGCAGGGAUCACUAGAUGGCCAGUAUACUGUGAGAUUGGGCCAGAGAUGACAUGGCUCACCCACUUCCUUGGGGAAAGAGCGUGCAUGUGUGUGUUAAGCACCCUUGAUCCCUGCUGAAGAUGUACCCUAGAACCCUACUUACAUUUUAACGCCUUCAUCAUCUAUCCUAUAGUAUUCGAGGCCAGUUUGAAUGUAGGGUUACAUUCCUGUAAUCUGGUACUUUCUGGCAAAAAUGUUUAUGGUCUUUCCAACUCCAUGUUAAAUCCAGCUGAACUUGAAUGUGUAUACAAUUUUAGUACCAUCUGUAUAUAUUUAGUAUUGUAUGAAAUCAGUUCUUUCUUGUGUGUCUGUCUGGAUUUGAGUUUGCUAGAGAAAUGAGAAAUCUGCAAGAAGAGAAUCUGUUUAGAAAGGGAGCAUGAUAGCAUGGAAUUUAUAAAGUGAAUUUAAAGGACAGUUAACCGAGGCUGGGAUCUGGUAAGCACUUUGGAACAGGAAAUAUACAUGUCACAUGGUGUGUGGUCUUAGACAUCAGAUAGUCCAGGUCAUCCAACCUUCCCUCUUUCUGUGAAGGAAGAAUAUCACUAUUCACUAUAGGAGUCAUUAUGGCUUUCAGCAUAGGAUCACGUUACACAUGAAUUUACAGAAUCCCUGAUUGUCCAGAACCUAGGACCCUCCAAAUGGGUUGGGCUACAGCUUCCUUCAUCCCUGGCAGGUAUGAUGGGAAUGUAGUUCUGUGUAUCCGGGUUAGAUAGAGGCUAUUAUAUACAAUCAAUGAUAUACUUAUUGGUGGAAUGUUAUCAGUUCAGACAGCAGCUGAGUUUAUAUAUAGCACAAUGUGCUUAAGCCAUGAGUUUAAAAAUGAAUUAUUCAGUAUGCCACAGGUGGCUGAGUUCACACUUAAUGCUGAGCCAUAAAUCAUGGUUUACAAGCCAGUGCUUGAGUUUACAAAUUGCACUAAGCCUAGUUUGGCAUGUGCCCUGAGUAUUCUUAACUUUCAGUGCCCUAUCUAUUCUCAGAUGUGACAUAGUCCAGCAGAUUUGGAGUUGUAGAUCCAAUAUAUCUGGAGGCCACCAGAUUGAAGAAAGAACUCUUACAUACUUCCCUGUUUCAACCAAAAAUAGUCAACAACAACCAAGAAAAAGUUGGUUUUAGAUCCUGCUAGACCUGAUUUAACAAAAAUAAUUCCUGGAAUCACAUAAUAUGCUGUAUCCAAACAAACCACAUUGUGACUUGAGGUGAUGGCCUGUUUCUCACAACAUCCUGAAUUAUAAAUUAUCAACCUAACUUUAGCCCAGUCCAGCAUAUUCCGCAAACCCAGCCAAUAUGAAUAAUUUCAAGACAAGGGAUAAAUGAACAAGGGGAGAAGGAGACUUUUCCGAUGUCUAGCUCUCACACUUGAUACAGGGAUCCAUUUUCAGUGGUAACCCCAAGCUGAGUGUAACAAAUAGUUCCAUUCUUUGGGCUGGUUUACACAAAGUUCUAAGCCACAAUAUGGUUUGUUUGUAUUUAACUUAAUGUGAUAUACUUAGUGUGAUGUAUCUGUCCCACAAAAAAAGACACCAUGGGUUUUUUUAUGACAAACCAUAAUUUGAAAUGUUGCUUUCCUAGAUUAUAAAUUCUGUCUUGUUUUAACCAUGCCUUCAGCUUAUGUCUGAACCCAAAUUUAGGUUAUUUUUGUGCUCUACCCACUUUUGUUUUUAAUCCAUUCAAUUGUGUCCAAUUCUCGGAGACUGCCUGGACUAGUCCCUGAAGUUUUUUUAGCAAGGUUUUCAGAAGUGGUCUGCCAUUGCCUCCUUCCUAGGGCUGAGAGAGAGUGACUGGCCCAAAGUCUCCUAGCUGGCUUUGUGCCUAAGGCGGGACUAGAACUCAUGGUCUCCUGGUUUCUAGCCUGAUGCCUUAACCUCUGCACCAAACUGGCUCUCACUGCCUACUUCUUUUACAUAUUGGCAAAAGGAAUGGAGAAACCUAGGAAUUGGCUGAAAAAGUCCUGAUUAUUUUGCUAGUUUCUUCAUAAUUUUUAAAAACCCUAAAUUAGUAUUAUGUGUAAAUUAGCUCAAUUUGUACACAGCAUUAAGCCAUAAUGUGGUAUGUUUGAACAACAUGGCUUAAAUUUAUUGACAAAGCAGGCCAGUGUGGGUUUUUUUCCCAACAAAUCUGGGAUUUAAAAGCCUGGUUUUGUUAUAUGAGAAUUCAGCCAGUGUUUCCAUCAUCUGUAUUAUAUCUAGUUUGGUUGCUUUUCCUGGCUAGAAAAUAAAAUAUGGAAUUACAAGCCAACCUUUUCAAAGUUCUGAAUUCAUUUUAGUGCAACACUGAUGGAUUUUUUUUUCCCCAGCUUGCAUGGCAUAUAAAUUUUAUAUGCACAGUAUUCCUCUCAUCCCUCCUUUCCAAAACUUUGGCAGAUGAGCAGUUCUCAAGUCAUACUGUCUAUAUAAUAGAUAUUUUUGUUUAGACCUGAUGAGUUUGCUUGGGCGACAGUUAGAAAAGAGAACCUGGCUCCUUAGCUCUUCAAAUGGAGGGAAGCAUUACUAAACACGGAUAGGCUAGGGAUACAGUUAAGACAUUUUGCUGUGAUUAUGGGGGAGCAAAUAUCAUCCAUCUGCAUUUCUAGCUUACCAAUUGCAUGGACACAAGCCAUUGGCUAUUAGGUCCAGGCAUCCCCUGGUCACUCUUAAUACAAUAUGGAUCUUAGUGGGGAAAAAAUAACACAGAAUAGUCGAGGUAUCCUGUUGGGACUACUGACAAAUUAAUAUAAAUUGUCAUAUGAAAUAAUUUUUAAUAUGAAUUAAGUUUACACAAAACACUUAACAAUUAUGUAGUUGAUUGGGGGGGGUUUUGGCUUGGUACUAUGGAUUAGUUCCACCCCUAAAUAUACUAUCUGGCCCAGCCUAGAGCUUUGAUCUGACAAAUUCUUCCAAACUUUGCACCACCAUCCCAUUCUUUUCCAGCUUCUGCCCACACUUAGCCUUCUGGUCGUUCCUAGAUGAAGGCAAGGGGGAAAUAUUUUUGAAACCCACCCAUUAGCAACCUUAUCUUCUACUGAAAUAACUGGUGAAAUCAUCUGCAUUGAUUUCAUUGGGAAAGAGAUAACAAAUGCUUGAAUGUCUCCCAUUGAGAUCUCCAUGUGCUUAUUCUUGGCUCUGGAUUGUACAUUAUUUUGCAUAGGUUUUUCCCUAAGAAAUAACUACAGAAGUUUUGUUUAUUUGACUUUUCUUACCAUUGGCAUCAAUCUCUGUUGAACUCUUUCAUGUCAGUGUGUGGAACUGUGCUGUGGAUUAAAAUGUGUUUUGUAUUUCUGAGUGUUCUGUGUAGCAAAACCAGUUUUGUGUGUUGGUAUAAUGAAUAACUUGCCUUUUAAAAUUUCAUUAAAAUAAUAAAACAUCAUAAGCUACUUAA